Molecule: messenger RNA, 387 nt
Organism: Megachile rotundata (alfalfa leafcutting bee)
Lineage: Eukaryota; Metazoa; Arthropoda; Insecta; Hymenoptera; Megachilidae
Product: DNA-directed RNA polymerase II 16 kDa polypeptide
Source: RefSeq, a predicted model, not a curated record
AUGAAUGAAAUUGUCCUUUAUUUAACGAACCAAUUCGAAAACGCCGAGACACUGUUAAUCUCGGAAGUUUCGAUGCUAUUGGAGCACAGAAAAGCGCAAAAUGAAUCGGCAGAAGAAGAGCAAGAAUUUUCCGAAGUUUUUAUGAAGAGUUUAACGUACACGAAUAGGUUUCGCCGUUUCAAAAAUAAAGAAACAAUUGCGGCUGUAAGAAACUUACUUAUGCAGAAAAAGCUUCAUAAAUUCGAACUGGCUUCGCUCGCGAAUCUUUGCCCAGAAACACCGGAAGAAGCGAAAGCCUUGAUUCCUAGUUUAGAAGGACGCUUAGAAGACGAAGAACUUAGGACAAUACUGGAUGACAUCCAAACAAAACGAUCCCUACAAUAUUAA